Messenger RNA from Erythranthe guttata (spotted monkey flower), 1510 nucleotides. Its product is annotated as fasciclin-like arabinogalactan protein 2. Gene Ontology annotation, cellular component: plasma membrane. The record is from RefSeq and is a predicted model, not a curated record. Lineage: Eukaryota; Viridiplantae; Streptophyta; Magnoliopsida; Lamiales; Phrymaceae.
UCUUUAUAUUAUAUAGUAUAUAUAUAUAUACAGACACAAAAACGUUGAGCAAGCACUCAUAUCAGAAACACACACUACAUACACUAUCCCCACACACACUUUAGUGGACACAAUGCAGCUAAGGAUCAUGAGUUUCCGGUGCGUCCUCCUCCUCAUCGCCGCCGCGGCCGCCACCACAGCCAAUGCACACAAUGUCACCCACAUGCUGGCCAAGCACCCCGACUUCUCCACCUUCAACCACUACCUCACAACCACCCACCUCGCCGACGAGAUCAACCGCCGCCGCACCAUCACCGUGUGCGCCGUCGACAACGCCGCCAUGAACGAGCUCCUCUCCAAGCACUACUCCCUCUACACCCUCAAGAACAUCCUCUCCCUCCACGUGUUCGCCGACUACUUCGGCGCCAAGAAGCUCCACCAGAUCACCAAGAGCUCCACCACCACCUCCUCCCUCUUCCAGGCCACCGGCGAAGCCGACGGAACCUCCGGCUACGUCAACAUCACAGACAUGAAGGGCGGCAGGGUCGGCUUCACCCCCGUCGACAGCGACGCCGACCAGCCAAUGGCCACUUUCGUCAAGUCCAUCGAGGAGCUUCCGUACGACAUCGCCGUCAUCCAAAUCAGCCACAUCCUCUCCUCGCCGGAGGCCGAGGCCCCCACCGCCGGCCCCGGCGACACUAAUCUCACCGUCCUAAUGGCGAGGCAAGGCUGCAAGGCCUUCUCCGACCUAAUUACGGCGGACGGCGCCGCCGACACAUUCGCCCAAAGCGUCGAAGGCGGUCUAACAAUCUUCUGCCCCUCCGACGAGGCGCUGGCCGCCUUCGCGCCGACGUACAAAAACCUAACCGCCGACGGAAAAACCUCGAUCCUCCUCUACCACGGCGUCCCGAUCUACUAUUCCCUCGGGAUGCUCAGAUCUAGCAACGGAUUGAUGAACACGCUCGCCACGGAGGGGGCGAAGAAGUACGAUUUCACCGUACAGAACGACGGCAACGAGGUCAAGCUGAAGACCAAAAUCGUGACGGCGGCGAUCAAGGGGACUCUGAUCAAUGAAGAUCCGCUGGCGGUGUACAAAAUCGACAAGGUUUUGCUGCCCAAGGAGCUCUUCAAGGCGGCGCCGCCGGCGCCGGCGCCUAAGCCUGCUAAAUCGGCUAAAGCCAAGGCGGCGAAGGGCGAUGACGAUGCCGACAGUCCGGGACCCGCCGGAGAUGAUUCUGCGGCCGCCGAUGAGGAGUCGAGUAACGACGGCGGAGGUAGAUUUGCUGGGAGCGGAGGGUUUGUUACAGUGUGUUUCUGUUUGUUGUUUGGAAUUUUGACCCUUUAAUUAUUUCUUUUAUUUCUUUUUUUUUUUACCCUUUUUUAUUUUUUUUUUAUAAUUAUAUUGUGGUGUGAAUUUUGAUUAUUUUGAAGAAAAUGAUUUUUUUCUUAUGUUGUUUUUAUUUUGUAUGAAUAUGAGAUAUGUUGUGCAAAUUGGAAUAAACUUAUAAACAAAUUAUUUUUUGUUACAUAA